Molecule: messenger RNA, 5829 nt
Organism: Oncorhynchus kisutch (coho salmon)
Lineage: Eukaryota; Metazoa; Chordata; Actinopteri; Salmoniformes; Salmonidae
Gene: mrps18b
Product: mitochondrial ribosomal protein S18B
Exons: 7
Coding region: 4765-5490 (241 amino acids)
Biological process (GO): mitochondrial translation
Cellular component (GO): ribosome; mitochondrion
Molecular function (GO): structural constituent of ribosome
Source: RefSeq, a predicted model, not a curated record
GCAAUAUAUUCAUGUAACUGCUUUAUUCAACAGAUUGUUAAAACAUUACAAACAAGUUUCAACAACACCUUACAUUCACGACUGCCUUAACAAUAUGUACAAUCUAAAAAAAGUUCAUGGUAAGUGCAAAUAAAAACAGAUGAGUGAUUAGGCUUGAAUAUGACAACCAGUAGGCCUACAAACUACAGUGGAGGGGAAGGUAGUUGUAAACUUGUAAAACACAUAAUUGCACUGUACUGUUCCAUUCUCUGAAAAAUACUCCCAUUGAGGAAUCUAUAGAGUUCCCUACAUUAUUUUCUAGAAACACCAAAGGCGAUGAGAGCUAUGGAAGCUAGAAGACUUUACUGAUGCUGUCCUGGUAACGGAAGAGGAUGUUACAACCUACGUGUUUGUUAAGUGUGGGUGAAUAAUACUUUGGGUAGCUUCCCCCUCUACUAAUAACAGACACAUACUGGUAGCUAAACACUUGAGGCGCACACACACACACACAGGCAGAGAAGGCCCUCAAACUGAAAGCCUACCGGUAUUCAGUUUCAGGCUGGCGGUGCACUAAACUGGUGGUUGGAAUGACUGACCAGCUCCUUCACUAACAGAGAAGGGUGCAGUCACUUUACCAGUAGUAUCAGGCGGCACAGGAACCCAAGGAGUAGUUGGUUGAAUAGAACACAGAAAACACCUAUUCUAUGACAAAGGCACUGUACUAUUAAUUUCAGUUCACUAAAAAGGAACAUAUUUAACUUUGUGCUUGUAAGUAUAAAUAAUUAUUUUAAAGUAAUAUUAAAAGUGACUUGUAUUGGUAUUGUAAGUAUUUGUAUUUUAAGUGAUUGAUCUCACACAUUCAUCCCUUAAAGUUUACAGGACUAGCGUGGAACCAGUAUGUUAAUUGCCUAUGAUUAACAUUAGAAUAAAGGGAAUAUUUGAUCUGAAGCAUUAUCAAUGCCCCCCCACUACAUGUCUAUACUGUGGGAAGCAUUAUUAAUGCCCCCCACUACAUGUCUAUACUGUGGGAAGCACUAUCAAUGCCCCCCCCACUACAUGUCUAUACUGUGGGAAGCACUAUCAAUGCCCCCCCCACUACAUGUCUAUACUGUGGGAAGCAUUAUCAAUGCCCCCCCCACUACAUGUCUAUACUGUGGGAAGCAUUAUCAAUGCCCCCAACUACAUGUCUAUACUGUGGGAAGCAUUAUCAAUGCCCCCAACUACAUGUCUAUACUGUGGGAAGCAUUAUCAAUGCCCCCAACUACAUGUCUAUACUGUGGGAAGCAUUAUCAAUGCCCCCAACUACAUGUCUAUACUGUGGGAAGCAUUAUCAAUGCCCCCAACUACAUGUCUAUACUGUGGGAAGCAUUAUCAAUGCCCCCAACUACAUGUCUAUACUGUGGGAAGCAUUAUCAAUGCCCCCAACUACAUGUCUAUACUGUGGGAAGCAUUAUCAAUGCCCCCAACUACAUGUCUAUACUGUGGGAAGCAUUAUCAAUGCCCCCAACUACAUGUCUAUACUGUGGGAAGCAUUAUCAAUGCCCCCAACUACAUGUCUAUACUGUGGACAAAAGAAAUUCACACAUAAAAAAAAAAAAGUUAACUUGUCAUUUAAGUCAGCUAUUAAUAUACCUGCUGCACCUAGUGGUUAGAGCGUUGGGCCAACUGAAAGGUUGCUAGAUCAAAUCCCAGAGCUGACCAGGUAAAAAUAUGUUGUAAAUAAGAAUUUGUUCUUAACUGACUUGCCUAGUUAAAUAAAAAUGUAUAUAUUUGAAAUGUUAUGCUUAAACUGAGCAGGAGACUGGCUCUAGUACAAGUGGGUGGUUAAAAUAACAAGAAUGAACCUGUGCUACUGACAUCAUUACCGUACAGACCCAUAUAGGAACACUAGUAAACUGAGAUCAGUUGGGGAUCCAGUGGAUCCUCUACGUAAAAAACGCAAAAUAAUCUCCACUAAACCAUCGCUGCAAAAUAUUACUUGAAUUUUUGCUUAGCCUUGUUCAAAUGAUCAAUCUAUGCGUAAAUCAUAAUAACAUUUUAGAGUAGGGGCAGGACUGAGGCUAUCAACAUGCUUUCCCCCUCGUUGUUCAAUGCAUAACUGAAUGCUUAUAUGUUAAUAUUUUAAAGCUCAUUAUAAUAUGGUUGGACUAUGUUCAUUAUCAUAUACUUUGAAUUACUGUAUCCAAGUAUUACAUGGAUAAUAUCCAAGUAUUUCAUUUUGAAAUGUCAUGUGAGGAAAUCAGUUGUCUUACCCGUUUAACUGUUGUAGUAGAAGUUUUAUAUAGUCUCAGAACUCCACAACACGGGAGAUAACACACAACUCCUGAAAAUGUCACAACUGUUACACACUCACGUCAAUAGAAAGAAGUUAUUGGGAAGACAUGAGCUUAGUAAAGAACAAUUCAACAGGGGAAUAGAUGUCAAGUAAAUUAAUGUUCAUACACACAUAAAAUGGCUUUGGUGUAUUUACUGAAAUAUAUAGCAAUGCAGUUGAAAACAGUAACACCUGUUAUCAUUUAGCUAGAAUGUAACAAAUACUUCUGUCACAAUAGCUCAAAGCCCUGCCUACACCAGUGAUUUUUUUGUUUACAUAACAAUGUUCUUAUCCAUGGUUGACAAUCACCAUUAAAUAAAAUACAUAUAUUUGUCCUAUGGAGUAAAAUAUAAAAUAAAUUGGGAAAGAACAGCCUGUAGAUAAUCAACUUAAUGAAUUUGAAUAUGCCUUUCAUUCACCCACACAAUGUUCAUGAUGGUUAUAUAAGAAUAUCAUGCAGCAGGUAGCCCUUUUAAGACAAGCUCUGCAUCAGUCGUUGUAUUGCACGCCCUACCCUAGCACUAGAAUAAAGAUCCUGUUCAAUGACUAGUUCUGGUUAGGGGGAGCUAACCCGUGAUCCAUCGAAACUACAUCCAGGCCCUGCCCUCUUUUGUUAACUGCUUCGUGGCUGCCAGUCUCGAGAACAUAAAGAACAAUGUAUGCCAGCUACAUCGCCACAACAGUUAGCCUACUAUCACAUUAGCAGCGCCGGAAGAUCAUUUACUACCUAUACAAAAUAACUAACGGUGGCGAACCACAACGGCUACAUCGAGACGAAACUCGUUCCGCUAUUCAGGGAAGUCAACUCCUGUCGCUCCAGAAAAACAUACAUUACUGCCUCGAGUGUUCUGAAAAGACAACUACCUCGCCAUUUUGAUGUAAUUCCAACGAAACCAGUCUGCCUUGUACAAUAUUUCGAAUGAGCAUUUCCAUCCUGCAAUCUUUAUCCUCAGAUUGCCGUAUAAAUAUCGGACACCUGGGGAAAUGUCCCGCUCUAACGAUAUCGACGAUACAAUGUCAUGCGUAAAAAACAAUAACCACAAAUGACCAAUUUUUCCAGUGAAAUCCGUAAUCCUCAAUCUAAGCAAUCUUUAUGUAUAGAUUGCGGUAAGUGUAAAUUCCAAGGAUCUCUUUAUCAAUUUAGCAGAGGGAGAAAAAUAUCCCUUUAACCUACGGCAAUCUUUAUGAAUAGAUUGCUUAUGCUUAAAUUAAACAUUUGUUAUACAGUUUAUGUUGAUCCGUCUCACACACAAAGAAACAGAGCGUUUCCACUCCGCACUUUCCUGUGUGAGCUCAUAAACUAACGCGUUAGAUUCGCUAAUGGAAACAGCAGCCCCGCACGGAGACCAGCCAGCGGACCUAGACUACAUUAGUUGCGACUAAACGAUUUCUCAUUUAAUGAAUUUAACGUUAGAUUCAGAUUGGUUUGAAAAUCAACACUUACUAUAAAUACCUCUCCUCAGCGUCUCGGGUAACUAUAUUAUAUUGUGCUUUACAGCAACAGAUAUCUUGUUACAUCAGUUUUAAAUCGUUAACCGUCAUGUUUUAACGUUAACAAUCUUAUGGCUGGAAAAACUGGUUUUAUGGGCAGGGUUGUGGUAGCUAAAAACUAGCUUUUCCUUCUGGAACAAACUGGAGGCAAAAAUAGUAAUCAAAUGUCCAUUACUUGAAGAAAAAAAUAGAUUAUUGAAUUAGGAUGUUCAAAGUCCUCGACGGUCACUCUUCAGAGACAAAAGACCUGAAAAAGAGCACACAAAACGAAAAAGACAUUUAAGAUAGAUUCACUUAUUUUCUGUGUUCAUACAAACCUGAAUCUUGGAAGAGGUUUCUUAUGAUGGAUUAUGGUCAAAAUGAAUAAUUGCGCAGUAGUUUUUUGUUCAAAAUAGCACUGUUUCUUUAGACGUUACUCACCUCAGAACAAAUCCAGGAAUGAACUAGAAAGGGAGGGACUUGGUAUUUAUACCCUGUGACGUUUUUGACGUCAUACGCGUGUCGAGCAUGCGCCUUCUGGGGUUUUCAUGGUAACAAAAUGGAGUUUUUGGUCACGCGCUGUUGUAGAACGACCUUCAUUGUCCAUCAAGGACAGAAAGAGGGCCUUGCACAUUCUCAUUUCAAUUUCUUUCACGCCUCAAGUCUAUUGUUGCUUAUCAGAACAAAUUUGAAUCACUAUCAGUGAUAACUCGCAAAAUAUGUUACUUGUUCUUAGUUAUAAUAUCACAUUUGGGUAUAAUUUCGAUUGUAAUAUUUCUACAAAAUGGCUGCGACGCACUCGAGCACGUUGCCUGCCACACCCGCGGACACUUAUCAAAACCUUGCUCUUAAAUUUAAAAUGACGAAAUUAAUAAUGAUGUAAAAAUCACAAUAGAUUCAUUGAAGUCCAAAAUGAGUUUCUUUGGUCAUGCACAAAUAAAUAAUGUGCUACUUCACAUUUCACCUGUAAACUUUCAACCCUCUCAGCUGUGAACGUCAAAAUGGCAGCAUCCAUACGAGGCAUUGGAAGAAUUUUAUGCCGCGUGACCCCUUUGCUUUUACAGAAUAUUCGGCAGAAUAAGAGUUUACCUGUCAGGCUUUGGACCCGGGCUGUGUUUCCAGGUGUGCAGUCCAGCCUCACUCUCUGCACUGCAGCCUCACCCGAGAUCCCCAGUGAUGCCGGGGAGGCGCUUGCCCGCUACAAGGACAGACCAUGGGACUACCUGGAGAGCGAAGAGUACAUAGCGCUCUAUGGAACCAGUCCAGUGUGGUCUGACUACAGGAGGAACCACAAAGGAGGUAUUCCUCCUCAGAAGACGCGCAAGACUUGCAUUAGAGGAGACAAGAUAUGUGGGAACCCCUGUCCAAUCUGUCGAGACUCCAAUGUCAUCAUUAACUAUCAGAACGUGAAGCUACUGCAACAGUUCAUCAGUCCAAAUACAGGCAUCGUCUAUGACUCCACACGGACAGGAGUGUGUCAGAAACAGCAAAAGCAGCUCAAUCAGGCAAUUGGCACUGCAAGAGACCAUGGGCUUCUACCCUUCCAGGUUCCUCAUGUGGACUUCUCAGGAGAGGACUACUCCAACUGCCAUGACGCGGUGGGCUCAACCCCUCCUCCCCCCACCAUUACCUCUGGUGAUCCUUGGUACCGGUGGUACCACACCAUACAGCCAGACGAGACUGAAGUGGCUAAAGUCAAGAAGACCUAUAAGGCAUAUUUGAAAUAGACAAGAAAGACCUACCUGAAAUUGAUGAGGGUGUAUCAGAGGAAUUAUGGUGUUUCUGGACAGAGCACAUUUUGUUCAUAAAACACAAAUGAGUGUCAAAGUAUUCAGAUUGUUAGUGUUUUGUUUUUGGACCUUAAGCUAAAUUGCCUUUCAUAUUUCUAGUCUUGCUAAAACACAUCAGAUUAAUUCCAGACCCUUCUCCUCCCAGGCUACAAUUUAUCAGCUCAGUUACAGUAUAUGCUACAUAGACCAUCCACGAGUAAUCUGUCUAAUCUCAUAUCCAUGGUUUUGUAUUUAAAGAGCAAGUGGUACAAUAAAAACAUGUAAGAUGCAAAAUCA